CCUGGCUUGAACCCGGGCAUGACCCGAGGGUUUAUCUGUUGUUAUAAUUUUCCCAAUUUGUACGGAACCUCUCCAAAAGGGAAAGUGAACAGAGAAAGGAGGCUGGGAAAAUUAGGGUUUUCCGGAAGAAGAAGAAGAAAUCAGCAAAACAAUGGAAGGAAUCACAGAGGGAGUGAAGAACAUAAGUGUAACUGAAACCCAAAAGAAGAACAGGAUCCAAGUCUCUAACACCAAAAAAUCCCUCUUUUUCUAUGUUAACCUCUCCAAGAGGUACAUGCAGCAGUACAAUGAAGUGGAACUCUCUGCUCUUGGGAUGGCUAUUUCAACAGUGGUUACCGUUGCUGAAAUUCUCAAGAACAAUGGAUUUGCUGUUGAGAAGAAGAUCAGGACACUCACUAUUGACAUGAGGGAUGAACCAGGAGCCAGACCGAUACCAAAAGCAAAGAUUGAAAUAGUGCUCGGAAAGACAGAGAAGUUUGAUGAGUUAAUGGCUGCAGAAGCAGAGCAAAAUGGGGACAAUGAGGAGCAGAACUGAUUAUUACAUCUGCUCUCUUUCCUGAUGAUUAAAGCCAAGCUACUACUUUCAGGGAUUCAGAAGAGAUGAGGAAACUGUUAUUGGAAUCUAUGGUGUUUGAUUCGGUCUGUUGACUAUGACUUUCUUAAUCUGUUCAAAAGAAAAGGAUGGUUUAAUUUAAAUUCAUUUAUUUUGUUCGAUGUGUUUGCUUUUAUUUACUUGGUUAUCUAAGGCGGUGUUGGAUGCAAAUUAAUCUUUACUCCUCUCCUCACUGUAAGUGAUGUAGUAUCAAUUUCAUCUGAUACAUCAUCAUUGAACAAUAAGGAUAUGUGGGUUGAUGAUUCUGUAA
Molecule: messenger RNA, 863 nt
Organism: Nicotiana attenuata
Lineage: Eukaryota; Viridiplantae; Streptophyta; Magnoliopsida; Solanales; Solanaceae
Exons: 5
Coding region: 152-535 (127 amino acids)
Cellular component (GO): nucleus
Molecular function (GO): RNA binding
Source: RefSeq, a predicted model, not a curated record